AUGUAGUGGGUACUUGUUCGAUUGGUAAUGAUGGUUAUUCGACUUGCACAAUAUGGUGCUCAUAGAAGUUGUCAGUUAUAUCCACUCGAUUUAAUCGAUAGUGGCAUUUCAUCAGCCUUUCUUCGAAUUUUUUCAAAAAUCAGCAUCUCAAAUGUUGUUAAUUUUGGAAGUUUGCAUGUCGUAGUUUAUCCACGUAGUGAAAAUGUAUAAUAACGUGAAGUUUACUCGUAAUUUGAAUUGCUUGUAUAGAAAUUCUUGUUUGGUUUUUGAACCCGUUGAAGAGAAUUCGCACGUGAUAUUUUAGUUUUUGCUCGCGUCGUGUUAUGCCGUUUUACUCGUAUACGAAAUUGCUCAUAUUCUCGAUGUCCAUCAGUUCUCGGUUCGUCUAGUUUCAUAUUUUCAUUCGUUGGGUUGCCCAGGUUUUCCAGAAUGAAAAACAUAUUCAGAAUUAUCACCAUCGAACCGUCUUAUUUCUUAUUCAUCAUCGUUCUGGAAUGGCUGAAAGAAAUAGAUGCGAAUUUAUGGCUUCAGAAAACUUGUCGACUCGAUCAUCUAAUCGAACCAGAUUUAAAUACCCAAUGCGACGACGAAAAAAAAGGCCUUCUAUAUGUAACAGAAGUGAAUUCCAAAUACGGUUCAGUGGCUUCUUUUUUAUCUGUGAUAAUCGCUAUGUUCGCUGCAAUUUGGAGUGAUGAAGCUGGUCGACGAAGAAGACCGCUGAUUUUCAUUUCACUUUUCGGUAUCUUUCUGCGGGCAUUAUCGGGUUGCUUGAAUUCCUAUUUUUGGCACUGGAAUCCAUCGAUUGCUGUGGCAUCUUGGGUGACCAUUUACAGUACCACUGGAGGCAUCGCCAUGAUGCUGAUAAUAUCUCAGACUUAUUUAUGCGAUAUAUCCGAUGCUGAGGAUCGAACCAUGAGGCUUGUUCUGAGCACUGCUGUAAGAGCAGUGGGCACGAUUGCUGGUAAAGGUGGAUUCGGAUUCGUUCUUCGUUGGGUUGGGUUUUUGUAUUUUUACGCAUUAUGCUUACUUUUAUCUGUGAUUUCGCUGAUUCUUGCGGUCAUCUUGAUCAGAGAUACGUCCGUGCCUGUUGAAAAGAAAGUACGUUUUGGUCAAAUGUUCAGUUUAAGACGUGUGCUGCUCAUUGAUAGUUUUAAAGUUACGUUUAGUAGAAAAUUAGCCGGCAAGAGAACGAUUAUCGUGUUGCUGUUGGUGGCUAAUGUGGCUAUCAAUUGCACGAGUGUAGGCGAAUUGUCAGUAUUAUAUGUGUAUCUGAGACGUAGAUUUCAAUGGGAUGAGCGAAUGUACAGCAAAUAUGUGUUUUUUAAGUUUUCUGCAUCCACUUUAGGUGCCUUGUUUUGCUCAUUUGUGCUGAGUAAGCGUUUAAAAAUACACGACGGAUUGAUCGGCAUCCUGGCAACAGUGUGCGACACGAUGGCCAUCACUGGACUGCUAUUUGCCUUUGAAAAUUGGCAACUUUAUACAAUUCCUGUGAUGGAUAUGUUUCAUGGCACAGUUUACACAGUUAGCAUAUCAUUCAUGAGCAAAUAUUACGAUAAAAGCGAGUUGGGACGAUUGAACGCUGUUAAUGGAGCUUUCAUGUUAUUGGUGCCAUUCAGUUAUUAUAUGUAUAAUAAAGUACUCCAAAUUACGUUCGAUGUUCUUCCAUCUGCUUUUUGUCUGCUGAGUAUUGUGCUCAAUGUUACGAUUUUUCUCUGUUUUGUGGGAUCGUACUUUCUUAGCAAAAAAUUUGCUAGUUCAAAACCUGUUACCAAAGAAGAAGAACCCAUGGCUUCUUGCGUUAAAUAACUGCCUUCAUUUCUCAAGAAAAAUUGCGGAGAUCAUUUGGAUGUAUAUAAUUGAAAUUAUAAUAUUAUGUAUUUUUUUUGCCAUUA
Molecule: messenger RNA, 1892 nt
Organism: Planococcus citri (citrus mealybug)
Lineage: Eukaryota; Metazoa; Arthropoda; Insecta; Hemiptera; Pseudococcidae
Product: tetracycline resistance protein, class C-like
Exons: 6
Coding region: 430-1806 (458 amino acids)
Biological process (GO): transmembrane transport
Cellular component (GO): membrane
Molecular function (GO): transmembrane transporter activity
Source: RefSeq, a predicted model, not a curated record